Molecule: messenger RNA, 1337 nt
Organism: Corticium candelabrum
Lineage: Eukaryota; Metazoa; Porifera; Homoscleromorpha; Homosclerophorida; Plakinidae
Product: TNF receptor-associated factor 4-like
Exons: 5
Coding region: 33-1094 (353 amino acids)
Biological process (GO): signal transduction; regulation of apoptotic process
Molecular function (GO): zinc ion binding; protein binding
Source: RefSeq, a predicted model, not a curated record
UAACCUUUCCCUGCUUUCGUUUUGUGUUCGCUAUGGCUUCUGUUGGAGCCGUUUCUCCCGGUGGUUUUGAAGCAGACUUCAUUGAUCCUCUAGACAAAGACUACGAGUGUCCGGUCUGUCUGUUUGCGCUGAGAAAUCCUCUUCAAACCUCCUGCGGUCACCUCAUCUGCACAAGCUGUGCAGACUACAUCACACAAAAAGGGCAACUGAGCUGUCCACUGGAUAAGCAAGUGUCUGAUAGAAAGGAUCUUUUCCCUGAUACUUUCAAUGGACGUAAGAUUCUCAGUCUCAAGGUGAAAUGCCCCCAUCAUGCACGAGGUUGCUAUUGGACAGGAGAAUUACGUCAUCUGCAGCGACAUACAGAUCGAUCAGGUGAUUGCAAGUUCUCGACUGUUCAAUGUGCAUUCAGUGUUGUGGGAUGUCAGAAAAAGUUGACGGCUGAUCAGUGUGAUAUCCAUGAAGAACAAGAUGUCAAACAGCAUAUUAUACUGUUACUGAAGAGCCAUCAAACCAUGGAGAGUCAAGUCACAGAAAUGAAUACGACAAUACUGACCCUACAAGCUGAGAAUUCGGAUUUGAAACGGAGGAUUCAGUCUUGUGCUAUACCUGCAGCUGUACGAGGCCUAGAAAGACAAUUCAAGGCUUAUUGGGUGAUUGACAACUGGCAACAGACUAUGGAGGCAGCACGACAUGAGAAUGAAUAUGUUCUAUUGAGCAGACCGUACUACAUUGAAGAACCUGGCUACAAAGUGCGUAUGCAACUGUAUCCUAGUGGAUAUGGUAAUGGUCAGGGAACUCAUGUCAGUCUGUUUUUCAAAAUUAUGAAAGGUCGCUAUGACGACAAACUUGUGUGGCCAUUUUCUCUGAUGUUUUCUCUAGCGAUUGUUGACCAAACGCUUGGAGGUCGUAACAAGGUGAAUACUCUAGAUCCGCCGCUUGCAUCUGCAGGAUCUGCUGAUGCAUUCAAGAAGCCAAUGACAGAAAUUAAUUGUGGAUGGGGUUGGCAGACGUUUAUUUCACAUGCUGAUCUUCGUACCAGGCACUUCAUUUGUAAUAAUUCUGUCAAGAUUAUGUUGCAAGUAUAUCUCAACUAAACACUGCUACUGUAGUAGCUGAUUGCAUCGUGAGAUCUAGACUACUAGCAGCAUUUUUAAUGUCAGUUUUUGUUGUUAAUCUGAGACAUCUGAGACAUGAUUUUGGUUAGUUAGUUAAACUGCUGUCGUAGACACAUCAACUAACCCAUGGCAAUUAAUUAAUCAUUUGUUAAUUAAUUAGAUCAAAAGAGAGGAGAUGAACAGUUAAAGGAUGUAGACAAUAUUAUGUAUGUAUACAGAGAA